Uloborus diversus is the source of this 2334-nucleotide messenger RNA. It is a transcript of the gene mIF2, whose product is annotated as translation initiation factor IF-2, mitochondrial-like. Gene Ontology annotation, molecular function: GTPase activity; translation initiation factor activity; GTP binding. Lineage: Eukaryota; Metazoa; Arthropoda; Arachnida; Araneae; Uloboridae. The record is from RefSeq and is a predicted model, not a curated record. The transcript has 17 exons. Gene Ontology annotation, biological process: translational initiation. Bases 112 to 2256 code for a protein of 714 amino acids.
GUUUGUUUACCGUCGGCACGAGGUUUUGUUGACGACGGAUGCGGCUCUUUAUAAUGCUGCUGCCUAAAUUUAAAUAGUUUUUUUGCUUAGGUUUUGAAAAGCAUCUCUGUCAUGUGGGGCAGUUUGAAGUUUAUUCCCUACUUGAUGCAGUAUACAACUUAUAGAAGUUAUAAAUUGUGCUCAUUUCAAAGUUAUCAUUGUAUUGUACAGUGUUUGAAGCAUAAUGAAUUUAACUUCUGCAAACAUGGGUUUAUAAAUUUUCACUCAUCUUUUGUUUUGAAAAAGAAAAGAAAGACAAGAGAGGAAAAGAAAUUCAAGAAUAUUAUUCAAUUUAAGCCGAAGUCGAAACUUCCAGUUGUUCAGUUGUGGAAUGGUGCAACUCCUUUGGAAAUUGCUGAUGUCUUGCAGAGAGACAUAGAUGAUGUUUUUGAAGCUAUAUCAUAUUUAGAAAAUGGGGAAUUAUUUGAUGAUCCAGAUUUAGAAAUAAAUGAUGCAGCAGCAAUUAUGGGAAUAGCAAAACGUUUGGGGUAUAGAGUAGAAUUAGUAAAGAAGCCUGAAGAAAAAAGUGUUAAAAAAGAAAAAGACAAAGACCUUUAUAAAAGGCCUCCUCCAGAACCUUCAGAAUUAGUUAAACGUCCUCCUGUUGUAGCAAUUAUGGGCCAUGUUGAUCAUGGUAAAACAACAUUAUUGGAUUCAUUGCGGCAUUCUUCUAUUGUAUCUCAAGAAUUUGGUGGGAUUACGCAGCAUAUUGGUGCUUUUACCGUCAAAUUACCUCAAGGACAGAUAACUUUUCUUGACACUCCUGGCCAUGCUGCAUUUAAAACUAUGAGAGCUAGAGGAGCCCAUGCUACAGAUUUGGUAAUACUUGUUGUUGCAGCUGAUGAUGGUAUUAUGGAGCAAACAGUCGAAUCUGUUAGAUUUGCUAGAGAAGCAAAUGUUCCUAUCAUUGUUGCAAUCAACAAAAUUGACAAGAACUCCUGUGAUAUUGACGCUGUAAAACAAGGUCUCUUGACAAUUGGUAUACAAGUGGAAGAUUUAGGUGGUGAAAUUCAAGCCGUACCAAUUUCUGCCUUAAAGAAAAUGAAUUUAGAUUUACUGACAGAAGCUGUUUUAACACAAGCUGAAUUGAUGGGCAUUAGUGGAGAUCCUAAAGGUCCAGUUGAAGGUCUUGUGUUAGAAGCCAGUUUAGAUACUAUUAAAGGAAAGGUUUCUACUGCUUUGAUUGAAAGAGGAACAUUAAAAAAGGGAGCUUUUCUUGUUGCUGGAACUUCUUGGGCAAAAGUUCGUGCUAUGUAUGAUGAACAUGGAAAGACGCAAAAUGAGGUUUCACCUGGAAUUCCCACCCAAAUUAUUGGUUGGAAAUCGUUUCCAGCUGCUGGAGACAUAAUUUUAGAAGCAGAAUCUGAGAAACAUGCUCGGGAAGUUGUUAAAUUUCGUGAAAUGAAAAAGAUGGAAGAAAAAAUGCUGUUUGAUAAAAAGAUAAUUGAUAAAAAGUUAGAAAAACAUUUAGAACAAUAUCGAGCAGAAAGACAAGCCCGUUUACUCAAAGGAAGAUACCGCAGGGAAAGAAAAGCCUACAGAGAAAAAGAAAGCAUUAUUGAUACAAGCCCAUGCCUUGCUUUUAUUUUAAAAGGCGACGUACAUGGAUCUGUUGAAGCCAUUUUAGAUGUUGUCAAAACAUAUAAAUCUCAUGAUGCCUGUCGUCUUGAUGUCAUACAAAGUGGAGUUGGUCAUGUUACGGAGAAUGAUAUUGAGAUGGCUGAUGUUUUUGAAGGGGUCAUUUAUGCUUUUAAUGUGAAUGUGCUACCUGAAGCGAAAAAAAUGGCUGAAGAAGCUAAAAUUCCAAUUAAGCAUUUUAAUAUAAUCUACCGUCUCAUAGCGGAUAUGAAAACUGAAAUAAGCAGUAGGUUACCAUUUGUACAAGAGGAAGAUAUAUUAGGAGAAGCAACUGUUUUACAAGAAUUUUUAAUAAAUGAUGGUAAAAAGAAAGUUCCAGUUGCUGGAUCUAAAUGUACAAAAGGCAUAAUUAAAAAGAAUAGUCUGUGCAAAGUAAUUAGAUCUGAAAAAGUCAUAUAUAAUGGAUCGAUAGUCUCUUUAAAGCAUGAAAAGUCAGAUGUGGAAUCCAUAAAGAAAGACGUAGACUGUGGAAUAAUGGUAGAAAAUAAGGACAUUUCAUUUCAACCUGGUGAUACCAUAGUCAGUUAUAAUCCAAAAAGUGUAGCACAAGUAACAGACUGGAAUCCACCUGGAUUUUAAUAAUGUAUAUUUUUAACAACAUUGUAAAUAUAUAAAUUAUUCAACAAUAUUUUUUAAAAUAUAAAUGUCGAUAUAGCA